GAUCAUCAUACAAUGUAAUAUUAUUUCUCAAUUUUCUCUAUCUAAAAAUCAUAAUCAUCUCCUUUCUUUUUCACUUCUCUUCUACCAAAUCCUCUGUUUAUGUUUAUAUACUUCUUUCACUACACUCACAAUUCACAAGAACAAACAGCAAGUUGGAAUCAACGUACAUUAAUAAUCAAGUAAAUUACCCAACAAAAUUUGGAAGAAAAAACUUAAAUUCUGGCGUAAAUUUGGGAAAAAAUGAAGUAUGUUUUAGUAACUGGUGGUGUUGUAAGUGGACUCGGAAAAGGUGUUACUGCUAGUAGUAUUGGUGUACUUCUUAAAGCAUGUGGUCUUCGUGUUACUGCUAUUAAAAUAGAUCCUUAUUUGAAUACAGAUGCAGGAACUAUGUCACCAUUUGAGCAUGGUGAAGUAUUUGUUUUAGAUGAUGGAGGAGAGGUGGACCUAGAUCUUGGUAAUUAUGAGAGGUUCUUAGACAUCAAGCUGACGCGCGAUAAUAAUAUUACAACCGGGAAAAUAUACCAGUCUGUCAUUGAUAAGGAGAGAAGGGGAGAUUAUUUGGGUAAAACUGUUCAGGUCGUUCCACAUAUUACUGACGAAAUUCAAGAUUGGAUAGAACGUGUUGCACAUAUACCAGUGGAUGGACAAGAGGGCCCUCCUGAUGUUUGUGUGAUUGAAUUGGGUGGAACUAUCGGGGAUAUUGAGUCUAUGCCGUUUAUUGAGGCUCUUGGACGAUUUUCAUAUCGUGUCGGUUCCGGUAACUUUUGCCUUAUUCAUGUCAGUUUGGUACCAGUGCUUAAUGUUGUUGGGGAACAGAAGACAAAGCCAACCCAGCACAGUGUUCGGGGACUGCGAGGCCUGGGUUUAACACCAGAUAUUUUGGCUUGUCGCAGCACAAUGCCUCUAGAUGAAAAUGUGAAGGCAAAGCUCUCACAAUUUUGCCAUGUUCCGAAUGAGAAUAUCAUAACUCUGUUUGACGUCCCCAACAUUUGGCAUAUACCUUUGCUUCUUCGAGAUCAGAAGGCUCACGAAGCUAUAUUAAAAGUUUUCGAUCUUUAUGGUGUUGGAAAGGAGCCUGUACUAGAUGAAUGGACUCAGAGAGCUGGACUCUGUAGCAAGUUGCACAUUCCUGUGAGGAUAGCCAUGGUCGGAAAGUACACCGGACUUUCAGAUUCUUAUCUCUCUGUGCUGAAGGCUCUCUUGCAUGCAUCGGUUGCUUGCCAUCGUAAACUUGUUGUGGACUGGGUUCCAGCUAGUGACCUUGAAGAUUCAACCAAAGAGGAGAACCCUGAGUGUUACAAAUCUGCUUGGAAUUUACUCAAGGGUGCAAAUGGGGUACUUGUUCCCGGAGGAUUUGGUGACCGAGGUGUUGAAGGGAAAAUUCUCGCAGCAAAGUAUGCUAGAGAAAAUAAAAUUCCAUAUCUCGGAAUUUGUCUGGGAAUGCAGAUUGCUGUCAUUGAGUUUGCUCGUUCAGUUCUUGGAAUACAAACUGCAAACAGCACAGAAUUUGAUUCAGAAACUCAAAAAACCAAGGACCCAUUUGUUAUAUUCAUGCCGGAGGGAUCUAAAACUCAUAUGGGAGGCACUAUGCGGCUUGGUUCAAGGAGAACAUUCUUCCAAGCGAAGGAUUGCAAGAGUGCAAAACUAUACGGCAAUGCAAACUUUGUCGAUGAGAGACACCGGCAUAGAUACGAGGUGAACCCUGAUAAGAUUGCUCAGCUGGAGAGUUUUGGCAUGUUGUUCACGGGAAAAGAUGAAUGUGGCCAGCGAAUGGAGAUCAUUGAGUUGCAUGAUCAUCCCUUCUAUGUUGGCGCUCAAUUCCACCCUGAAUUUAAGUCGAGACCCGGAAGUCCUUCCCCGUUAUUUGUUGGUCUCAUAGCUGCAGCAACAGGACAGUUAGAUCUUUUUCUAGAAAAUCCGAAUCUUGUACAUCUUAUGCUGCAAAGAGAAACGCCCAAGUGCAGCCCACGGCCAACGAUACCUCCACCCGUUAAGCCCAAAGAUCUUGUUAACGGUUUUCACGAUAAAUUACACGAAAAGUUUGACAAUGGUUCGGUGAACCGCACAAGUAAGGAGCAUGCUACUGACGGUGUAUUGAAAAAUGGCAUUCAUCCAGUAAAUACUAAAAGAGUGGCAAAUGGAACUCAUCAAAAGCAUGUUAAUGGGUCUACAAACGACAUUUAUCCCGAACAUUCAAAUGGUAUUGUUCCGUCACAUGUUAAUGGUUUAAAGAAUAGUAAGUUUCCGGAAUAUAAUCAUAGCUCUCUGGGUGGCAUUUGCAAGGACCACGAUAAUGGAUUGUUGAACGGAGUAAUGCAUAGUGAUCGUAGAAACGGUUAUCUGAAUGGCAUCUGCAGCAACGGUAAUGGUCUUCUCUACUGAAGAAAUGAAACGAAGUAUCGCAACUCCUAAAAAGAUUAUUCAACAAGCUUGAUGAGCAGAUUUUUGCUAGUAUUUUUCGGUUUGGAUGUACAGUUGAUUAUAGUAAAGCUAAGGUAUUAUAGCUCUCGAGAUUCUGCGUACUAACAGUGCUGAAAUCCCGUCUUUUAUUCAGGGUUGGCCUGUGUAGUGUAACUAAGAGAGGGGUUGAGCCGUUGACGUUUUUCUUCGUUUCCUCGAUGUUUUUCCGGGUCAACUAAAACCGCUGUUUCCUUCCUACUGCCUGACUAGGAACCUUAAAAGAGUGAAUUUCCUUCCUAAAACAUGUAUUCCUUGAACCUUUUCUAUUUAAUGAAUAUUCUUGAUUUAGUAUUCAUUUUAGCUCGUUUUUGUCGGUGUAUUUUAAACUAAACUUAUCGAAACUUAUUUUUUCUUUUCUUCUGUCUAGAAUAAAGGCGAAAACGCGCAUAGAUAUUGUUAGGAAAAUGAUUGAUGAAGGUUGCAAAUAGAAUGUAUUGGCACCAAGUCAUAAGUUAUGUAUGUAUUUGGGACAGAAAAUGAACAUGAAAGCACAGUUGUGGGGCUUCACUGUGCCCACAAAACAUGUGAUGUAUGAAA
This is a messenger RNA of Amaranthus tricolor (Joseph's coat), 2997 nucleotides long. RefSeq lists its product as uncharacterized. Gene Ontology annotation, molecular function: identical protein binding; CTP synthase activity. Lineage: Eukaryota; Viridiplantae; Streptophyta; Magnoliopsida; Caryophyllales; Amaranthaceae. The record is from RefSeq and is a predicted model, not a curated record. Gene Ontology annotation, biological process: CTP biosynthetic process; pyrimidine nucleobase biosynthetic process. The transcript has 21 exons. The coding region runs from base 241 to 2382 and encodes 713 amino acids.